Messenger RNA from Pomacea canaliculata, 6395 nucleotides. RefSeq names its product dual specificity protein phosphatase 19-like. The transcript is spliced from 3 exons. Gene Ontology annotation, biological process: regulation of MAP kinase activity; protein dephosphorylation. Gene Ontology annotation, molecular function: JUN kinase phosphatase activity. The record is from RefSeq and is a predicted model, not a curated record. Bases 238 to 924 code for a protein of 228 amino acids. Gene Ontology annotation, cellular component: cytoplasm. NCBI's taxonomy places the organism in Eukaryota, Metazoa, Mollusca, Gastropoda, Architaenioglossa, Ampullariidae.
AUUAUCGGACAUUCUGAUUGGAGAGUACAUUCCCCUUUCUUUCAGGCUGUGUUUUUGCUAACAAUAUUUUUACCGACGUCUGUUGUCCAUCAGAAAUUUGUAGUUUUGUUGAAGUUUCUUCGUCAUUUCCUAAUGAAAACUAUAUGCAGUUCUAAUAUCCAUGCUGACUGAAGUUUUAGCUAGAAUGUAAAGAAACAAGUGUAUAUCAGUUUGGUGCUAGCCAUCAUCAUAUCAGUUAUGGCUGAACCUGGAAAGUUGACAAGUAAGCCCAGCCAUCCACACUACCAAGACAGGUGUCCUCCCCCACUAGACCUCUCAGAGCAGCUAACAUCAUUUAAUAAAGCAAAUCUUCGCAAAACAGAUACAGUUGUGACUUUGCCAGAUGGCCGACAAGUGGUGGAAGGAAAAGAUGAAAAGGGUCAAACCAUUACAAAGUCAGUAAGCUUUGGUAACUUAGGAUAUGUUGGAGAUCUUCAAGAAGAUCUUCAAGUUGGAGAGGUUCUUCCAGGCUUAAUAAUGGGAUCUCAGGAUGUUGCACACAAUCUGGAACUUUUGGAGAAGUAUAAAGUGACACAUAUCUUGAAUGUAGCAUCUCAUGUGAACAACAUCUACCCAGACAAGUUCACGUAUUUGUCUUUAGAUUUGCGUGACCUUCCAGAUUUUCCUAUAUUCUGUGCUUUCCCUAAAGCAUUUGAUUUCAUUGAUAGUGCUAUUGAAUCUGGUGGGUGUGUGCUGGUGCAUUGCAAUGCUGGCAUAUCACGUUCUGCAACUAUUGUUCUUGCUUAUUUGAUAAAGAAAAAGCGUAUGCCUCUUAAUGAUGCCUUUUCUUACCUUCGCUCUAAGCGUCCAUCUUCAUUUCCAAACCCUGGUUUUAUGAUCCAGCUGAAAACAUUUGAAGAAAGUUUGGCAAAAGAGUCAGGUUGAGAUGCAUUUAAAUUCAUAAGUUUUUUUAGAAGGAAACAUUUACUAUUUUUUUUAAACAGUAACUGAUUUUAAAAUAAUUCAUGUUUGGGGAUGAUAUAUAUAUAUCAUCAUUUGGGGAUGAUAUAUAUAUAUCAUCAGUCUCAUAGAAUCAAAGUUUAGGAUGUAAACAGUCUGUAAAUUGUAUAAAAUCACAUUUCUCAAAAACUUUGCAUAAAGAUCCUUCCUCACUGCUUGGUGAACACUGCUGAAGGAUUCUAAACAAGUGAUAUGUCACACACGAAUUGAUAUCUUGAGAGAUGCUGUGCUAGUUUCUACACAGUAAAUAGCUGAAGGAAUUGAGAGACAUGGAAGAAUAUAUAAAUAGAAAUAUGUUUUUGGACUAUUUUUUUUUUAUAUGCUGAACAAAAAAUCUACAGAAUAGAGAUCCAUCUCUCCUUAUAGAGAGGUCUUCAAGAAUAGAGUGAAAACAUUUAUUACUCACAUUCAAACGGUGAGGCUCUGUGACUUCAAAGAGCUUUUGUUGUCCAUUGUAUUUUUACCUUCUUUGUUUCUGACUCAUCAAACAACUUUUUGGUUAAUAAAAUUUUCCAGGUUUUCCAUUUCAUCUCCACAGCCUCAUUAGUAAGUAUUUAUAAGAGAUAUAUUCAAAGUGUAAGCAUUAAACUGUAAAUUCUUAACCCAUACAGUUCCUGAACAGCAGGAUUUAGGAGUCUGAUCAAAUACAAGUACAUUAAAAGUCAAUGUGUUUCGUGCAUAGCUUUUUAUAAGAAUAUAAAUUUGAGUCAGUACUUGCCAUGCUAUAUUCCCCAUAAAGAGAAUAGAAAGUCUUGGAAAAAACCAUAAGCAUCUUUGUGAAAAGAAGUCUCUGUGACAUUUCUGGACACCAUGUUUAUUAUAUUUUCAUCUCCUUAUAUUGAAGAGUGUAAAGAAACAAUUUCUUUCUCAUUUUUAUAAUAUUAAUGGACUCAUUGCUAACUGCUAAUGCUGACCAGGUUGUUGUAAUCCUUACAGAAUGCAGAGACUGGCUAAGUAUAAUUAAGUGAAGAGUUUUAUAAAUCAGUUAUUACAGUAUUAUUUCUUCUCUCUGAGAAUUUUAUUUGAUAGACUGGCCAUUAAAUUUAGUGUUGAGAUUCACCAUAAUUGUAACUUUUUCUGUUUGUUUUUGUUCAGUAUCUAAAAUUUAUCAUUUUAGGUGAUGAAGUGACAAUGCUGAUAUAUGAUAACAGAAUUGCUGGAGGUACACUUGUGCAUCUGUAGACAAUUGAGAUUAAAGAGUAAGUGAUUGUUACAGUAAAUGCAGAAGUCAUCCAAUUUUGGGUUGGAAACCUGUGAAAUAACGUUUUCAUUUUUUUGUUUAUUUUGUCCUCUUAGUCUUACUCUUUCUGUUUGUUUGGGUUUCUUUUAAGAAUUUAAGCAACAUGUUUGUUGUCUUUACAUCAAAAAUUCAUCUGGACAGUAUAUACUGAACUUUACAUAUAACCACCUGGACCUGUUUAAUGUCCAUAGGAUAUUUUAGUGUACUUUUAAUACACUACUUUUCAACCUGACCCCAUGCCUUGGCAUCUACUAUUUAACACUUUAACUCCAGGCAUGACUUAAAGUGGACAACACAUACAGUUGCCACCCUUUAUAUCUGACAUGGCUUCCAUUACACAGUAAAAUAGAAUUUCAUAUGAAACUUAUAAGGUAGGUUGUUGUGCAUCUUUCUUCAACUUAAAUUUCAUUUGUGGUUAUGCUGUGUAUAAAAUCUCACCUCUCUGACACUUAUGAUAUUAUUGUGGGAAAUGUUAGCUUUUUGGUUUUUUUUUCAUUCUCGAGUCUUUUACUGGUUUCCCUCAAAUGACCUCAUCUCAGCUUUGAGGCAUAUUCCUAGCCUUUCACUGACAGAAGAUGCUGUGUCUUUUACUGUACUCAGCAUUCAUUUCUAAAACUCCUCCAUUUUUCUAUCCUGUCUCCAUCUCCAUAACCUAUCCCACAAGUAACAUUCUUGAUAUACAUCCCUCUUCACCUCUCUAGUUGUAGUGCCAUUAUCAUUUGGUUAUCCUAAAUAAUAUAGACUCUGAGGUCUUUCUGCAAACAUUCUAUUGACUGCUUUCCAAUUUUGCAUACAGAUGGGAUAGAUGUUAUUAUUAGUACAGAGUUUUACCAAGACAGAUUACAUUUUUAUUUUGCUGAAAGACAUAAGACUGGAUGAUGAUGGAACGGUUUUGCGGUUAUAGAAACACAGUCCAUGUUUUAUGGCAGGAACUGAUUUUAUGAAUGUCAAAGGAUAUAUGGUGAAUGUUAAAACAUAUUAUAGUCGGGCAUACCUUCAUGAUUCAUUUAUAAAAUGCCCCAGAUAAGCUCACACUCGAGUACAAAACCUUCAGUAUGGAUUUUGUCUUCUGAUUGUUUAGAAAAUGUUUGAUUAUGGAAGUGAGUUUGUUUGAGUAUUUCUGUACUAGUGUCAUAAUUUUGUAUUUGUGUGCAAAUAGCUUUGAUAUCUUGUGGACCAGUCUUCACCGUACUGACUUUCCAAGAGUACAAAAUCCUGUUAUGCCCUCUGUUAAUUUGCAUAUAAUGCAUUUUUUAUGUAAAAAAAUUUAAGUCCUCAUAUUGCAAGAGGAUUGACUGGAAUCCUUAGGAGAAGAGGAGAUUUGGGAGAUCGAAACAGACUUGGAAAAGAACAGUAGAGAGCGAGGCAAAGAACGUCAGAACCGCAUGGGCCCAACUGAGGCAGGCUGCCCAAAACUGGGUCCGCUGGCGAGGUGUUGUUGCAGCCCUAUCCUAGUAACAAGGAAUAAACUAAACUGCAAGAGGAUGGGCAGAUACAAAUUUGAGUCUAUAUUUAAUCACUAAUGGCAGUUAUUUCUUGAUACCAUUUUUGUUUCUGUAAUCAUUAUAGGUCAAGUCUUGUUUGAGACUGACUGAGCAAUUGACAAUCUAUUUUUGACAGCUGUGCAGAUUGAUGAGAUAAAUAGUGUUAUCUUUAAUAUAUCAGUAAAUCUAUGUCAGCAUUAAGAAUAUAUCAGCCCCAUAUCAACUGUACAUUGUUUUCUUUCUAGUUUCUCUUGUUUUUAUGUUUAUUGUUUAUUUACUUGAUAACUGUGUUAUAUGUCUUGCUAGACAUGCCAUACCAAUUCAUUUCUCAUCACUACAUUUCUCAUUAUGUAUAUAUUUGUUCUUCCUGUAGCAGAAAAGAAGUGGGAGAAGAGAGCAAAAGAAUCAGGAUGAGCAUGGAUGUCAAGAAAAUGUUUAUAUCUAAAGUGUAAUCAUUUACAUUUGAUGUUUAUUGACAAUUUGUUUGGACAAAAAGUGUCAGUUGAUUUUGUAUAUAAUCACUAUUGACAGAACUAAAUGACUGCAUUUUAUAGUUUAAGCAAAUUAAUGAGCACGAUCUCUGUGACUUUGACAGUUUUUAUUUUAAUCAUCUUUCUCACAUGUUUGUCAUUGAAGUGCUAUUUAUUUCAACUGGCAGUGCAGCUAGGAGUUUGUUCCAAAGGCAGACAGUAAACAGGUUUUGAUUCAGCCUGUUUAUGUAGCUUUAGAUUACAGAUCCCCCCCAAAAAAUUUGUUGACCUUUCUGGGAUUAAGUGACCUCAUAAGACAAAGAGUGAAAUGGGGUCAACAAAUGAAAACCAUAAUAAUCCCUUUAGUUUUAGUUAGAAAUAUAAUUGACGCCAUUGUUAAUGUUGUCAUAUUUUUUUCUAAAAUGUCACUUCUGGUGAUCAUCAUAACCCUGAAAAAAAAAGCAACACUGCCCAAAUACUUUUUGUGACAUUUUUACUGUUUGUUUCAUUAAGUAUUUUUAUUUCAAGGGCUUUCAUGUAUUUAUGUUACACUAUGUGCAUGUGUUUGGGAAAGGGGUGACAGAAAAUAUUGUAUUUUGUUAUCAUUUGUCUUCUGAGUUGCAUGUCUUUGGAGUUAGAGUUUAUUUUAGAUUUUAACAGGGAUUUUCAGUUUCUUUUUGUUUGUUUGUUGAUACAGCAGACAUCAUAUUCUAAACAACAUAUUCUAAAACAAAUAAUGGAGAAAAAGGAAAUAUUUUAUUCUCUUACGAAAACUUAAGUUUCUGAAUAGUUUGUGAAAAAAAUAAAUGCUUAAAAAUUUUGUAUUAUCCAAGCAUAUUGUUUGCAGAAAGCAUCAUCUUUUUUUCUUUUGUCUCAUGCUACUUUCGCUGACAUCAUCAAUUGUUUAUAGAAGAACAGUGUACCUGAAAUCAUUUUUCUAAAACAAGUGAUCCAUGAUACAGUUUAAGUCUACACUUUUUUAAUCUGUGAUUGUUUGAACUUUAUUAAGUAUAAGGAUCUCAUGUCAAUUUUAUCAUAAUUUUAAGAUAUGACAGAAGUGAGAAGGAUGCUAGAAAUAAACCGGUACAUUCAAUUUUUCAUAUCAUCACAAGAACUCUACAGAACUGCAUUUUAUGUAUCCCAAAUUAAAAGUUAGUGUUUGUUUUUAUUUUGAUUAAAUUUUGUUUUCAGUUUGUCAUUAAUGAUGCCUCUUGCAUCUUUAAUCUUGUGAUGAUAUUUAUAUUUUAAAAUAAAACUAAGCAUAGUUUGUGUAUUCUUUACUGCAAUGUGCAAUGUGUAAAAUGAGAUUGAGCUUUAAUCUAUUGAUGGUAGCAGUCAAAGUUAAAAUGGUCAGACCAGUGGUGUAAAAUAACUGACCUAUUACCUCAUUUUUAUUUUUAUUAUUAAUUCCUGUUUUGCACAAAUUGUAGACAUUUCUGUGCACUUACACAGUAGUUUAUUAAGUAAAUACAGAAAAAGAUCGUAGUCUAAUGGGUGUGGGGUUUGUUUUUGGGUUUUUUGUUUGUUUGGUUUUUUUUUUGGGGGGGGGGUCUUUGCUCUUCUGAAGAAUUACAAGUGGUUCUCUGGAGAAGAAAACUUGUGGACCUGUCGAUGAGAUGGUUCUAGUUAUGCUCAAAUCUCUUUAUUUUUUUCUUUAUUAGUGCACAAAAGUGCUUCUUAAUUUCACACAUUAAAAGGUUUUAGACGUGCUUUUACUGUGGAGAAUCAGAGACUAAAUGUUCAUGCAACCCCAAAUACUACACAGUUAGAUAUUACUUUCUCUUAUGUUUCAUUAACACUUUGCAUUUUUGAAAUUAAACCAAAGCAUAGACUUAGAAAAUAAUAUUUCUUUUAGUUUUAAAUGCAUGAAGGGUGUGGUCUCCUAUUCAAUAAUUCAAUCUGAGAUUGAAGGGGAGGGGUAGUAAGAUGGAGGGAUUUAAAAGUUUACAAGUGAAAUCAAAAUUUAACCUGAAUUUUUUUUUUAAAUAUAAGAGCACUGCAUUUGGUGUUUAUUUCCUAGGUUGUUUUUUUUUAAAUAUAGAAGACUUGCUAUUAUGUACACUUUUCUCUACAUUCAUUGUUAUGAAAAAAGGAUGAUUUGGUAUUUUAUUUUCUUUGAUGGCUGUAUCUUUGAACAUCAAAAUCCAUUAUGAAAACUACAAACCACAAAAUGUGUUUCAAUAAAUGUACUGUCAGAUAUUA